UAACACUGUUGCUGUCCUAGUCUUAUCUGUCAAAAAGCCGUUUGUUCUGUUGUUGGGUGUCGAAUUUCUUUGAAAAUUCCUAUUUUAACGUCCAUAGUCGCAACGCGUUGUAAUUCUUGGUUGUUUAAAAUGGUUUAAUUACGAUUCUAUCCCGUAAAUUAUCUCGAGUGGUUGUAAACAGUAUCACAAUUAAGUUGUAAACAAAUCCAAAAUGUCCGUUCCUAGCACUGGUCUGAGUAAAUUGAAGAAGAAACACAUCCGUGUAAAGCAUCAGAAAGUGAAAUUAUUUCGUGCAAAUGAACCAUUACUAUCUGUGUUUAUGUGGGGUGUAAAUCAUACGAUAAAUGAGCUAAGUCAUGUCAGCAUUCCAGUUAUGUUGUUGCCAGAUGACUUUAGAGCUUAUUCUAAGCUUAAAGUGGAUAAUCAUCUGUUUAACAAAGAAAACAUGCCAUCUCAUUUCAAGGUGAAGGAAUAUUGCCCUUUGGUGUUCAGAAAUUUGCGGGAGAGGUUCGGUAUUGACGACAUCGACUAUAAAGAGUCACUUACAAGGUUUAGAAAGCCAGAUAACUACCUCCGCUCAAGGGUACAGAAGAGGUUUUGCAGUAAGCUACGACGGUCUGCCACCGCGCCCACCGGUGUCGCCGAUCUGAAAAACGAAACCCACCAAGAGGGCAUAUUCCAUGACGCGGGUGAAUUCGUCAAGCGCGGCCUGACUAUAAAACGCCUGAGAUCUCAGCCUACGCCCGACGACUCGUCAGGCAAGUCUGGCGCCAAGUUCUAUCAGAGUUACGAUCGGCUGUACAUAUUAAAGACUUUGACAUCCGAGGAGGUGGAGAGGAUGCACUCGUUUCUUAAACAUUAUCAUCCGUACAUAGUGGAGCGGCACGGCAAGACGUUGCUGCCGCAAUACCUGGGCAUGUACCGGCUGACGGUGGAUGGCAUCGAGCACUACCUCGUCGCCACUAGGAAUGUUUUCUCGGAUCAUCUCAAUAUACAUAGGAAGUACGAUCUGAAAGGCUCAACGGUAGACCGCGAAGCGUCCGAGAAGGAACUAGAGAAAGAACUGCCCACUCUGAAAGAUAACGACUUCAUCAAACAGGGUGUCCGUAUCGACAUUGGCGAUGCUGCUAAAGAAAAGCUACUGGAAACCCUGACUGCUGAUGUUGAGUUCUUAACGAAGUUACACCUGAUGGACUACUCGCUGCUGCUGGGCGUGCACGAGUGCGGGCGCGGCGAGGCGGAGGCCGAGGCGGCGCGCGCGCGGGACGCGGAGCGCGACAGCGACAACGGGGACACCGAGUCCGAUUCCGACACCGACAACCGCCACCACGGCGCCAGAAUGGGGUACAAUACGCCGCCAGAUAGUCCGCGCGGCUUCGCGCGGCAGUCGUCGCUGCGGUACCAGGGCAUCAUACCUGAGCUGGACAUCUACGCCAUACCCAGCCAGGAAGGUGCAUUCAAGAAAGAAAUAUAUUUUGUCGCCUUAAUUGAUGUUUUGACGCAUUAUGGAGUUAAGAAACAGGCUGCUAAAGCCGCGAAAACGGUGAAAUACGGCAGCAACGUGGACGGCAUAUCGACCUGCGACCCGGAACAGUAUGGGAAGCGGUUCAUAGAGUUCGUCACGAAAGCCAUCGAGGGCAACUAAGUGCCCACCGGCGACGCUUCUCUUAUCACACCGGGGCUUCAACUCUCAAGGAACAGAUGUGCGCAAUUUAGUAAUUUACUUUUUAUAAUAAAAAUAAGAACAAUCAUCAGGAUUUGAAUUGUGGACGUUUGGAUUGGGUGAGGGCGCUGUGGUCGCCUGUCGUUUUCAAAAUGGUGUCGGUGGUCAUAAUUUGUUAUUUCUUUUAAUUGUUGUAAUUAGGAAGCUUAAAAUUGUAUUGAGAUUGUAAUAUAAAUAUGAAUUUGAUGCCAAUACGUUGACCUUGAAAGACGUUACAUUACUCAGUGUGAGAGAAAGCGGUCAGUUUUCAACCGUUUCUGAUCGGGGUGUGAGCGAGAUGGAAAAUAUGCGAAAAUAAAUCAGGUCUACGUUUAUUGGCUUCAUUAGUCUGUUCACGACAUUGUCUACAUUGGAUAAGCUUCUUGGUUGUAACGGUAAUUUCGCUUUGUUCAUUUAAGCGCGAAACGUGAGGUUGGAGAAGGCGCGUCCUUAUUAUGUUACACACCGUAUACCAUAACAUUAGGUUUGUGUGAUACAAACUAAAUUGGUUAAUUGAAAAUUGGACAUUUAUUUACAAAUCUCGUUUGAAACAGUAUGAAACUCUGAGUUAUGUGGUUACGGUACCAUUUGACAGUCUCGAUUACAAGCGAUUUUUAGUAGAUGAAUAUGAAAUGGUAACCACGUGAGCACUGUUGGGCGAGGUACUGAGAUAUGAUAGGUGAGAAUGAAGUCAGGUCAAUCGGCCUAUCUUGACAAAUUCCCUAGAAAUUGACCACGAUGAUUGCCAGGAGAGACCGCGUAGAGGUCGACCUGAUAGAAUAUACUGUUUAAGUAACUUAUCAAUUGCUUAUCUCGCCCCAAAAGUUAAACUGUCAAACGGUACAUCAAUAGUUUCAAAAGAUUUUCAAUGUUUUAAACGAGAUUUGUUAGCAAUUAAGCAAUAUAAUCAAGCCGCUGAACUCUACGGCUAUACUAUAAGUUUCAUGACAAAUUUUCUUUGGGCACACAAGUCAAGGAUUGUCACAAUUUUUUUACUUACUGACGAUUAAUAGAUUAGAUUAUAGAUAGGCAUUGCUGGCUAGUAUCAAAAGAAAAUUUGUUAAAAAAUAUUAUAGUAGGUUGAAAAAGAAAUCAUUCUGUCAUAAAAUCGGCACUUACUUUAGUUUUCCGCUAGUUUCUCGACUGAUUAUGUUCCCAUUCGAUUCUCUGAUAGGAAUUAUAUUGGAAUUUACAGGGUGUCGUAGAUUUUCUUUGUUUGCAUAUGGGACAGAUUGUAGAAAAGGCAAAUUGUAUCACAAGGACUAAUCGUGUUAUUAUGCAUGUGGAAAUCUCGUCUUUCUUCAUUUUGUAAUAUAUAUAUAUAUAUUCUUUCUAGAAUUCAUAGUUAAAUUAAUAUAUAUUUAAUAUUUCAAUGCUAUUUCUGUAAUAUAAUUAUUUUUAAGUUUAUCUAUUACAGACAAAAACAUAAAGUCUUUCCUCUUUAAUAUUGGUUUAGAUAUUUACUUACUGCAAAUCAUAACUAGUUAAUGUUUUUUUGCAACUCUGAAUUUCUACUUUAUGUAUACUUUUUCAUUAAAUAUUUUUGAUAUUUGGAUCGAGUUUGAGAAGUCACUUCUCUAAAUUUAACUCUAAAAUUAAAAUUUGAUCUUGAUAUCACAGUACAAUCCUUAUCUAUCCUCUAAGAUUAAUAUUAAAUAAUAGUCUUGACUUAAGUUUAAGGCGGUAGUCACUUACUAUAAGGUGAGCGGCAUGCUCGUUUGCUCCCUGUGGUGUAAAAAAGUCUGUUCAAAAUUUGAUUCUUACAUUUUUAAUAGAUUUCCUAUUCUUAUUAGCCUUUAACUGUCCACUGCUGAACAUAAGCCUUGGGACGGUUUGCCAGUAGUUGCCACGCUUACCGCAACCGUAGUUGGGCUUUGGAAAUGUUAUAAGAGGGACGCUGCGACCCAACCCUCGCUCUCCCUUAGUCGCCUCUUACGACGCCCACGGGAAAGAAAGAGGUGGUUAAAAGUAAUAAAAAUUAAGAGCUUUUUUAAUACAUUUAAGUCAAGAUUAUAAGUUUCUGUUGGUCCAUAAAACAAUAAUUUCGCAAAAUUAUCCAAAUGAAUUAGCCCAUUCAUUGCCUUUUUGGGAAUUUGUCCAUAUGCAAAAUACAAAGGAUAGAUUUAAUGGGCAGUAGUGAGUUUAGAUUUCAUUUCUCACCCCUCCAAGUGAUCAAGAGAAGCGCCCCAAUAUUGUUGUUACUGUCUAAGAUACGCUCCACAAUAUGGUAACUGUAAGUACGUUUAUAAAUGCGAAUAAAUAAAAUUCAUGGUGUUAAAGUAGUAUGGAGGUGUAUAGUAAGUUGCUACUCAUAUCGGCGAAAGAGUUGGACCGUUUUGUCAUUUUCAAAUAUCUCAUAUUUAUUCUAAACUCAGAUGCCAGGGUUGUCAGACUUGUGUUAUUAAAAUAAUAUUGAAAUAAAGAUUUUUUUUUAUGUGUGUAUACGAAAGUAGAUAAGAACGAAUGAGCUGUCCCUGAGUGUCAGUUUUUGAGCUAGAUCUUCUUAAUAGAUGAUUAUGGAAUGGUAACCUCGCCUGCUCUAAUAGUAUACGUUGGCGGGGCAUCAGUGAGAGAGCGAUAGGUUAGGAUGAAAAGGCAGGUCAGUCGGCCCUUCGUGAUUAAUACAUCUAGAAUUAAACAUGAUGGUUUUCAGAGGGGACCGCGAGAUGGUCUACCUGACAGGGCAUAUUGUUAGCAAUCGGGUUGCCAGUUUCUAAUAAUCUCUUUUUCUUUCAUUAAGGCAGGUAAGAGGUAAAGAUACAAAAAAAUUUUGCAUUAGUAUUUUGUAAUAUGAAAUUUGGGUUUUUUAAUAUUAAACACAGUCCUCUUAAAAACACAUUUAUACAACUGUCUAUUUUUGAUAGACACUUAAAGGGUCUAAUUAUGAUCGAUCAUUUAAGAUAGUAAAUGCUGAAUUUUAUAUAUAUUAUGUUACUGGAAUAGCCCUUUAGUGAUAUUUUGGAAAUUGUCAGAGAAAUUGUAUGUGUAUAACACUUUUAGAAACGGUUGACUCCACUGUCCAGUAAUCUUGAAUAAAAUGAAUAUUAUUAAUAACAGAUAUAAUAGAGGUCUGACGGCCCUGGCAUCUUAAUAUAUUCGCUUCGCGUGCGAAUUGACACUCUUGAAAUAGUUUAACGAUUUCGAACUACUCACACACUGCACUCGUCGCAAUACGUUAAUCUGAUAAAUAUAAUUUUAUAAUAAAAAAUAAAAUUUACAGGAGCGGGUUCAAGGGUGCACGGUGGGUGCAAUUUAAUAAUAUAUAAUAAAAGAAUCUGGUAAAAUAAUAAACAGCUAGUGUUUUUUAAACGUUUUGUAUAUAUUAGAAAAUAUUUUAAUAGGUAACCCUGCAUUUGGGAGUAAUAAAUUAUUACCAGGUGGAAAAAAUUACUUUCCCAUAAUUCUAUUAACUUUGAACUUAUAUUUUUCAAUCCGUUCCUAAAUUAAAAAUUUUGUGCAGUUACAAUCAGUUUUUUUUUAAAAUUGUUCAUUUUCUUGCAACUGUCGUUUCAAAGACGGAAAAGUAAAAAAUAAGUUUAAAUCUCUCUACUUUUAAUAUUUUAUUUGGAAUGUGGACGAACAGUUAAAUAUUUAGUUCUAAUAAGUGUAUAAAACAUAUUUAUUGGGAAAUCAGAAAAAUUAUAUUUGAAAUGGAGGGUUUUUGGUCUCUCUGCCUACCUCUCAAGAUUUGGGGCGAAGAUAGGAUAGAUCUCAUUGAAAUUGCCCCCGCCCUGUAUCCGCGCCUGUACUUACUACGUGAAUGGGAAAGAUUUGUGUAUUUAGCUUCGCUAGUUCGUAUCCUUAGGAAUAUUGAACUUGAAUGUUGUUUGGGAAUGAAAGGUGUUAUGGUCGAUUCAAAAGCGCUAUUCUCUCUCUCUCUCUAAAAGAAAAAAUGUUAGUUUAAAAUGUAUUUCCAAAAAUUGAUUGGGAGAGAAUACUAUAUAGUAUUAGGUCCGCCUUUUGUACCAAAACAUUUCCAUGUAAUGUGGUCAAUGUGCAUCAUAACCUAAUAUUUCCGCAAAAUUAAAUUUUAAAUUUAGAACAAUAAAAUACGUCACAGAAUCGUUCGCAUUAUCACAUGUGUGUGAUAUCGAUACGUGAUAGUGUUAUUGUAUUGAUGAUUUUGAAAUUGUGUAUAAAAAUUAACAUCAUAAUGGUGAUUUGUGAUGAGCCGGUGGGAUGUAAUGUAUAAUUUUAAUGUAUUUGUUGUGUAAAUGACGUUUAAUUUAAUUAUUUAUCGAUUAUUUACGUUGUAAGGGGGUAUUCAUUGCUAUCCUUUGAAGUGGCCACAUACUAUUACAUCAUAUUUUUUUUUAAAUAUAUGUCUUAAAAAUUCUAACUUUUCACAAAUUUUAUAAAUGUAAGAGUUUUAAGAGUGUAUUACAAAAUUUCAUUCGAAUCCAUUCAGCCUAUUAGGUAGUAUUCAAUAAAAUUUCGUAUACAUAUAUAGAUUUAUUAUCUUAAUAAUUCAGACAAUGAUCAGGUUUCAAUCUUGCUUGAUUAAAGUCGAGUCGAGAUAUACGUGCCUUAGGUACUUUGUCUUGUCUCGCUCCUUUUAUUAUCUUGCCAGUGGUCUCUGCUUCAGAUGAUAGUAACAAAGGAAACCCUGUAUAAAUGAUGACACAGUAUUGGCUAGCCGCGUGCGCGUGCGUGAGUAGUUUGAAAACCGUGACGCGGUCCGAAUUCGACGACGGACGUAUCGUCUUAUAUUUGAACUGAUAUUAAAUUUUUAAGAGCACAUUUUGCAAUAAUUUUCAUAACUCGUUGUUAGCUUUUAUAAUGUUCCGCUAUCGCUUAGUUAUAGUAUGGACAAAUUAAUAAAAUAAAAUAAAAUAUUAAAUAUCAUUAAAUUAAAAUGUUCACGUGUUGAAAUUGGACGUUACUCGUCAAGGGAAUGUAACGUUGUUAGUAUGUACAACUGUUGUAUAACUAAAGGCCUAUUUCACACUGGUGGAAAUAUAACGUUCUCAAUUGUGUGGUUAUGGGGUUAUUGCACUCUCACUUGUCUCUAAUAAAUUUGUUAUUAAUGCACUUUCAAUGUCAUUAAAAUAUUUUACAAUUUCUUAGUCUAGGAACGAUCUUCUAAGAGUACAUUUUGUUUCUAAUCUUUUUUUUUUUUUCUCUAAAAUGAUAAUGUAGUAACUCCUCAGAGUCGUGGUGUAAGUGACGAAUGAAGAGAAUGGUUUAUCGACUGUACCACCAUUGUGGAACGGGUUUUAGUUCUUUAUAGUACAUAUAAAAUAAACAUACUAGUGUAUACGUAUGUUUAUAAAUACGCCCCCUUAAAGUUCGCUUGGUCUAUGAUUUAUCCAUUUUUUUGCUGUAAUUAUGUCAACAAUAUUUUCAAACAAAGAGAACAAAUUACUAAAAUUGUACUUUUUUAUUAUUAUCUAAUUACAAUUUUGAAUUAUUGUAGUGUUUAGGGUCAAUGCAGACUGAUGUAUUGAUAGUGAAUUCAGUAUCAUUUGCAUUUUGAUAUUGGUACAACAAACAAAUGGUGGCUAAUAGAGUCGUACAGAGAGGUGUGACGGUUUUGUGAGAGUAUCGCGCGUCGCUCAUUGUGCGUUACGACUAAUGUAUUAAUACGUUCCGUUAGUCUACACUGACCCUUAGGCCCGGUACAGACAUACGUAUUUUCUACGUCAUGUGUUCUGCUAAAAGUUAUUGCAAUUUUAGGCUUUAUGCUAAUUACAUAAAGCUUAUUUUGUAAUGUAACCCGCGCAGCUAGCAGCAGUCUACGCUCAAUUCCUUUUGCCUUCGUAUGCCUUCAGCAAGGUUAAUUUUGAAGGCAGUUGCGUGUACAAGGAUUGUAAGUGUAGUUGUAUAAAUGCCUUUAAAUUUAACGAUAUAGACCAAGUGAUACUUCGACAUUAUUAUUUCCUAAUAAUUCACGACACUUCGCCAAUAUACAUAUUAUAUACCUAAAGUUUGCUUAGUUUCUAUCUAGCGUAGAAAAUAGUACGGUUUAAGAUUUUGUUAUUUAUUAUUCUAUAUCGAAUUAAGACUUGGAUUGUUAUUGGAAGUCUUUGUGAUGUACUGUGAAAAUAUUGCGAGCCGACUGCGGCGAUAGCUAAUUGAAAUUUUGAAAACACGUCUUCAUCACUUUUUGUAUAGCUCGAUAAGAUUUGUAUAAGGAAAAAUAGGUUCGAUCAUUUUAUUUGCAGGCACUUCGAGUAUUUUUGUAACUCGAUUGAACAGAAAUCAGCUAUUGGAAUGUAUGUCUGACAAGUUAUGAAUGUGGAUGAAACAAGAGAUGUGUAUAAUGCGUAACAAAUGACUACAUUUAUCGUGAUGUGUUCACAGAGAUGUUCCACUUACAGUUUGUAUUAUAAUGUAUAGAUAUAAGAAUAUGCCAUGUAUCUAUCAAUGGUGGUCUUUGCGGAGUUUAUUACUUUUUUUUAUAAAUAAAGGUGUGGUAAUCCCACCUUACUCUAGCGAGGCAACAGUGAGUGUUGAUAAGUGAGGAUGAAGUUCAGACCAGUUGACAUACCAUGAUGAAUUCACCAUGAAUUAAUCAAGGUAAUUUACAGGGGGAACCAUGAAUAGCUCGACCUGGCAAGGUAUAUUGCUAGCAAUAAGGCAGUUGAUCUUCAUUAUUAACAGUAUCUUCUCCCCGGAAUUGUUAACUGUGUCUGUACAUUGAAUAGGUGUUGCCUGCAAGUUGCAAAAAGUGAUGAAUUCGCAAAAACAUGUUAUCAUGAGCGUUGACUCAUUGUAAUCGAGACUCGAUAUAUUUGCCACUAUUAUAUAUAAUGUUUUUACUGUGUGUUCAAAUACAAUUUAUCUGAAUAAUCAGUAUUUUGGGUUCACCCUUUUGUACUUUUUAUAUAGAAGCCACUAACGGACAGAUUUGAAUAGAUACCGGAAAUGUACCAUAAUGUAUAUGAAAAUGAGUGAGGGUUUUCUAUUUUCCAUCUGGUGCUUUCCACCAGGCGGGCUGUAUAUUUGAUUAUCAAUGUCGUAUAAAAAAACCAAGGUUGCCCUUAGUAUUGUAUGAAAUGUGCGGAAUAAAGGGGCAUAGAUUAUAUUAGUAUUUUUUUAGAUCUCAUUAUGGUGAAUAAAAAAGGAGAGGAGGUAUCUGCAACUUCACAUAUGGAGCCAGAUUACGGAUCCAAGUGUACUGAGGGCAAAAUUUGGGUAUGAAAAUUGGGGGCAAAGUAUGGGUACACAAAAUAUGGCAAAAUCGGUACUUUUUACGUAAAGGACAAAAUUUGGGUAAGCAAAAUAGGGGUAAAUUUGGUUCCCAAAAUAGGGGCAAUAUAUCGGUACGCAUAAUAGGCACAGUUCCGAUAUCUAUUUAAAUCUGCUUGUAUUUUUUAUUUUAUCAAAGCAUAGAUUUUGUGAUAGAUAUUGUUUACUUUUAGAUAUUAAUUUUACUUUUAGUUAUACACAAAAUAGAUCACUCCGAUUUAAUUGAUUUUAACUCCUUGUGUUUGUUUUUUAAUUAAUCAUCAUUUUUUAUAUAAAUAUUCCAAUUGAAUGGCAAUUUUAUGCUAACGUGGUUAUGGAGUGGUCGAUCUAAGUGGAUUUAAAGUACAGGUUCUUUCACACAUCAACAAAUUAUAUUCCUGGGUCGUGUGCUGUUUAAAAAAUAAAAACGGCUUAUACAAGUAAAUUUUAUUUUUCGAGCGGUCCACGAACACUGUAAUGUAAAUGUAACAUUUAAAAACGAAGCCAUCAGGAUUAUUCCUUAUGAUUUACUUUAAGCUUUGUUUUUUGACGAUGUCUCAUCGUCUGCAACGAAUUGUCUUUGACGGAUGUAUGUGUGAACAGGCCGUAGUCCUUUCUCACUCUUAAAUGUGAAGUGUGUGUAAUUACAUACCGGCAAAUAAUUUGAGCACAAUAUCAAUGCCAUGUUUUGCAGUCUCUAACAAUUGAUAUGCAUAAACAUCUACUGUUGCGCGUUGUUUAUCAUUGUGUACAACUUGUUUGCCCUGACUGUACUCGGCUUCACAUGUCAACGUAGAUUCCUGAACAAUGUGUUAGUCAUGGAAAUGAUUAAUAAUAUUAUGUCAUACGUGUUGCCAUUGUUUAGGUUGGUAAUAUUAUUUUUAUUUGUAGUUGUUACAUUGAAUAGGUUUUAUUUUCUUGUUAAACGGUGACGGUUGAUGCCACGUGCCUGUCUCGGCAUAUAUUUAUUAAUAAAUACGUUAGCUUCGCUACGGACAUAGGUUAUUUGGUAUGUACGCAACACGAUUGAAAUGUUAAUUCUCUAGUCUCCUAAUCUUGUAAAGACAAAAAUGUGUAUGAAAAAUUGAAACUUAAUUUUUUAAACAUUCGGUUUAUAAAGUUUCUGCAUUAUA
Molecule: messenger RNA, 10005 nt
Organism: Galleria mellonella (greater wax moth)
Lineage: Eukaryota; Metazoa; Arthropoda; Insecta; Lepidoptera; Pyralidae
Gene: PIP4K
Product: phosphatidylinositol 5-phosphate 4-kinase type-2 alpha
Exons: 11
Coding region: 212-1645 (477 amino acids)
Biological process (GO): phosphatidylinositol metabolic process
Molecular function (GO): phosphatidylinositol kinase activity
Source: RefSeq, a predicted model, not a curated record